Messenger RNA from Cheilinus undulatus (humphead wrasse), 2483 nucleotides. RefSeq names its product protocadherin beta-16-like. Gene Ontology annotation, biological process: homophilic cell-cell adhesion. NCBI's taxonomy places the organism in Eukaryota, Metazoa, Chordata, Actinopteri, Labriformes, Labridae. The record is from RefSeq and is a predicted model, not a curated record. Gene Ontology annotation, cellular component: plasma membrane. Bases 87 to 2483 code for a protein of 798 amino acids. Gene Ontology annotation, molecular function: calcium ion binding. The transcript has a single exon.
CUUUUUAUUUGGAUUUUAUAUUUUACCAUCUUUCUUUUGGAUUUGUACGUGGCUUUCGGUCCUUGUUUCCGCGAUCAAUCUAAACAAUGAGACGGCAAGUACUGUUGUGUAUGUCGAUCCUCUCUCUUAGCUCAGUGUUCGGGCAGGUCAGCUAUUCUAUCCCGGAGGAAAUGGUGACUGGCUCUUUGGUUGGAAAUAUCGCACAAGAUUUAGGUUUAGACGUCAAACGACUUAGGCAGGGUAAUGCCCGUGUUUAUUCUGGUGACAGCAGUGAGUACAUAGAGCUCAACAGCGAGAGAGGAGUCCUCCUUAUUAAAGAGAGAAUAGACAGAGAGGUGUUAUGUGGAGAGACGAUGCCGUGCGCCGUGCAUUUUCAGAUUGUGUUAGAAAAUCCUAUGGAGUUUUAUAGCGUAACAGUGGAAAUAACAGAUGUCAAUGACAAUGCACCAACCUUUGAAAAGGGCGAAAUAAAAUUUAUAAUAAGCGAGUCUGCUGUUGUUGGAGCAAAAUUUGAUUUAGAAAGAGCUGUGGAUUUAGAUGUUGGUGUAAAUGGUCUCCAAAGCUACGUCCUAAAACCAAGUGAUAAUUUUUUACUUAAAUUACAAAACCAAGCCGAUGGGAUAAAGAAUGUGGAAAUGGUCUUACAAAAGCCUCUAGACAGAGAGAAAGAUGAAUUUAUUUCGUUGGCGUUGACGGCUGUAGAUGGAGGAGAGCCUCAGAUGUCAGGAACAAUGCAGAUUCUCAUCACAGUGUUAGAUGCAAACGACAAUGCGCCUGUUUUUACACAGCCGGUAUACAAAGGCACUGUAGCUGAAAAUGCUGCGAAAGGAACAAUCGUGACCACCGUGAGUGCGUCAGAUGCAGAUCAUGGAUUAAAUGGUAAAAUAACAUAUUCAAUCACAAAUACUCUGGAUGACGUCAGACAAAUGUUUGAAGUAAAUGAGGAAAAUGGCGAGAUAAAGGUGCUCGGACGUCUGGACUUUGAAAAGAAAAGACAUUUUCAGAUAAAUGUACGAGCGAGAGAUAAUGGUGGGCUAACAGACUCUUGUAAAGUGAUUGUUGACGUGAUUGAUAUAAAUGACAAUAAGCCAACGAUUAAAAUCAUGUCUAAAUCAGCAAUUAUAUCAGAGAGUGCAAAUUCCAACACAGUAGUUACCAUGAUUAAUAUCCAAGACCCAGACUCAGGCGAAAAUGGUAAAGUUCAGUGUUUCAUAAAUGCGAACAUACCUUUCAUACUGAAAUCGACGUCUAAUAAUUUCUAUAGUUUAGUGACAGAAGGUGAUUUAGACAGAGAGAGAGCAUCUGAGUAUAACAUCACAGUGACGUGUUCUGAUGAGGGAGUGCCCUCCCUCUCCAGCAGCGUGACUCUCACUUUGCAGAUCUCUGACGUGAAUGACAACGCUCCUGUGUUUGACAGGAGCUCAUAUGAGGCCUCGAUUGUAGAGAACAACACACCAGGCCUCUCUAUAUUCACAGUGAGAGCCAGAGACGCUGACUGGAAGCAGAAUGCCCGUGUUUCUUACAUCCUGGAGGACUCCUCAGUGAACGGAGUGCCAGUGUCCUCAUAUGUGUCUGUGAGUGCUGAUAGUGGAGUCAUCAAUGCAGUGCGCUCUUUUGACUACGAGCAGAUCAAAGACUUCCAGUUCCGCGUCAGAGCUCAGGAUGGAGGCUCUCCUCCACUCAGCAGCAACGUGACAGUGAGAAUGGUGAUCCAGGACCAGAACGACAACCCCCCUCAGGUCCUGUACCCAGUCCAGACUGGAGGCUCAGUGGUGGCUGAGAUGGUGCCUCGUGCAGCAGACGUGGGCUAUCUGGUGACCAAAGUGGUGGCUGUUGAUGUGGACUCUGGCCAGAAUGCGUGGCUGUCGUAUAAACUGCAGAGAGCCACAGACAGGGCGCUGUUUGAGGUGGGCUCCCAGAAUGGAGAGAUCAGAACUAUCCGCCAAGUGAGUGAUAAAGAUGCAGUCAAACAGAGACUGACUGUUAUCGUGGAGGACAACGGACAGCCGUCUCGUUCAGCCACAGUCAUUGUGAACGUGGCGGUGGCGGACAGCUUCCCUGAAGUGCUGUCUGAGUUCACUGACUUCACACAGGACAAGGAGUACAAUGACAACCUGACGUUUUACUUGGUGCUGGCUCUGGCUGUGGUGUCGUUCCUGUUCAUCACGUGUUUGGUGGUGAUUAUCUCAGUGAAAAUCUACCGAUGGAGACAGUCUCGCAUCCUCUAUCACUCCAGUCUUCCUGUGAUUCCAUAUUAUCCUCCACGUUACUCAGACACUCUGGGCACAGGGACUCUCCAGCACGUGUACAAUUACGAGGUGUGCAGGACGACUGACUCGAGGAAGAGUGACUGUAAGUUCGGCAGAGGUGGUAGUCAGAACGUGCUGAUCAUGGACCCCAGUUCAACAGGGACCAUGCAGAGGAUUCAGAGUGAGAAGAGCAUCCUGGAUGAACCAGACUCUCCUUUGGAGGUCAGAAUUUAA